CCUCCACGCUCCUUCACUCUCUCCUCUACCAUCCUCCGAGUCGUGAACGAUGCAGACCGUCCUCGCUCAGUCUGCUCGCGCCUCUAGGUCUGCCGCCUGGCGCCUCCCCGCACGCACCUUCGCCUCCUCUGCUGCUCGUGCACAGGCUGAGCCCCUCGAGAAGCCGGUCCUGAACAAGGAGUUCAAGAUUUACCGCUGGAACCCGGAUGAACCAGCAAAGAAGCCCGAGCUCCAGUCAUACACCAUUGACCUCAACCAGACCGGGCCUAUGGUGCUUGACGCUCUUAUCAAGAUCAAGAACGAGAUUGACCCGACGUUGACCUUCCGUCGCUCGUGCCGCGAGGGUAUCUGCGGCUCCUGCGCCAUGAACAUCGACGGCCAGAACACUCUUGCCUGCCUGUGCCGCAUCGACCGUAAUGCCGGCAAGGACUCCAAGAUCUACCCUCUUCCUCACAUGUACAUUGUCAAGGACCUCGUCCCGGACCUGACGCUCUUCUACAAGCAGUACAAGUCUAUCAAGCCCUACCUCCAGAACGACAACCCGCCUGAGCAGGGUGAGUUCCUCCAGAGCCGCGAGGAACGCCAAAAGCUCGACGGUCUGUACGAGUGCAUCCUCUGCGCUUGCUGCAGCACGUCCUGCCCGUCCUACUGGUGGAACCAGGACGAGUACCUCGGCCCCGCCACACUCAUGCAGGCGUACCGCUGGAUUGCCGACUCUCGAGACUCCUACGGUGCCCAGCGCAAGGAGCAGCUCCAGAACGAGAUGUCGCUUUACCGGUGUCACACUAUCUUCAACUGCGCGCGGACCUGCCCCAAGGGUCUCAACCCCGCUGCAGCCAUCGCCAAGAUCAAGCUUGAACUCGCCGCUGACUAAACGGAGUCAGUCUUUGUCUUUUCGGAAGUGUUAAUAAUAAGGUCUGAAAAAGGAUUGGGUUAGUGGAAGGCCGCACUGCUGUUCGUCAUGGUGUACAGAUGUUCAAUAUGUGCGUGUGCGUGUAAUAAAUUUUAUUCAAGUCUUUCGAACCUAUGUGUUUGCCAUCGCAUGAUGCUGCGUCCCUUGCUACGCAUAUAGACGG
Coniophora puteana RWD-64-598 SS2 is the source of this 1076-nucleotide messenger RNA. RefSeq names its product iron-sulphar subunit protein of succinate dehydrogenase. The record is from RefSeq and is a predicted model, not a curated record. Bases 50 to 874 code for a protein of 274 amino acids. The transcript is spliced from 6 exons. Gene Ontology annotation, biological process: respiratory electron transport chain; tricarboxylic acid cycle; aerobic respiration. NCBI's taxonomy places the organism in Eukaryota, Fungi, Basidiomycota, Agaricomycetes, Boletales, Coniophoraceae. Gene Ontology annotation, molecular function: electron transfer activity; 2 iron, 2 sulfur cluster binding. Gene Ontology annotation, cellular component: mitochondrial membrane.